Molecule: messenger RNA, 1705 nt
Organism: Malus domestica (apple)
Lineage: Eukaryota; Viridiplantae; Streptophyta; Magnoliopsida; Rosales; Rosaceae
Product: 2-dehydro-3-deoxyphosphooctonate aldolase
Biological process (GO): monosaccharide biosynthetic process
Cellular component (GO): cytoplasm; cytosol
Molecular function (GO): 3-deoxy-8-phosphooctulonate synthase activity
Source: RefSeq, a predicted model, not a curated record
ACACUCUCAUACGGCCGACGGUUUCAGUGAAGGAAUAUAUCGCCUCUGCUUCUUUCUACGCCAUCACUCACUGAACUCUCUUUCUCUCUCUGUUUUCGCGAUCGAAGUGAGCUGCAGUUGUAUCGUUUCAGCUAAAGUGGGAAGAUAUGGAUUCGUCAGUGGUGCUAUAUAACCAGCUCAAGGCAGCAGAACCAUUUUUCUUGCUAGCCGGUCCCAAUGUGAUCGAAUCUGAGGAGCACAUUUUCCGAAUGGCCAAGCACAUCAAGAGUGUUGCAACGAAAGUUGGAUUGCCACUGGUUUUCAAGUCAAGCUUUGACAAGGCCAACCGUACGUCCUCAAAAUCAUUCCGGGGUCCUGGCUUGGAGGAAGGCUUAAAGAUCCUUGAGAAGGUCAAAACAGCAUUUGACCUCCCUAUCAUUACAGAUGUACAUGAAGCUAGCCAGUGUGAAGCAGUUGGUAGAGUUGCAGAUAUUAUUCAGAUUCCUGCAUUUUUAUGCCGCCAGACAGAUCUUCUAGUAGCAGCAGCCAAGACUGGAAAAAUUAUCAAUAUUAAGAAGGGCCAGUUCUGUGCUCCUUCUGUCAUGGUAAACUCGGCUGAGAAGGUUAGACUGGCUGGAAACCCAAAUGUGAUGGUUUGUGAGAGGGGAACUAUGUUUGGCUAUAAUGAUUUAAUUGUUGAUCCCCGCAAUUUGGAGUGGAUCAGAGAAGCUAAUUGUCCUGUCGUUGCUGACGUCACACAUGCAUUGCAACAGCCUGCUGGGAGAAAGUUGGACGAUGGAGGUGUUGCCAGCGGUGGUCUUCGUGAAUUAAUACCAUGCAUUGCAAGAACAGCAGUUGCUGUUGGAGUGGAUGGAAUUUUCAUGGAGGUACAUGAUGAUCCUUCUAAUGCGCCAGUUGAUGGUCCAACUCAGUGGCCCUUGCGCCAGUUGGAGGAACUGCUGGUAGAGCUCAUAGCAAUUGCUAGGGUAAGCAAAGGGAGGCAACGUUUCAGCAUUGAUCUCACACCCUAUCGCAAUUAGAAGAGUUGAAGCUACUCUAUUGGUUUGGGCAAAAAGAUGCAGAAUUGAGUGUUUUGUGGCACCCUCAGUCACAUACUUUUUGCCCCUCCAGGCAAUAAGUAGCAGAAUUGAGGUUAAAGAGUUCUAAGGAGUGUCCUGUCAUUGACGACAGAUAUGCUGCCUGGCGAUAGAUUUUUAGAGUCUAAUAAACAUACUUUGGACCUUAAAAUGCCUUCUUUUCUUCCCUAACUGCUAUCUCCAUUCAAGUUCAUGUCGCUUUGAGUCUGUGCCCGUUGUUACUUACGUGUGGUUUUCAUUCUUUCUUAUUUCAGGUAUUUAUUUGUGUGUUCAAGUAUUAUAAUGUUAGUAGAACGAAUUUUGAGUUUCAGGGAGUAAAGUUAAUCGAUUUCACACAGUAUGUCAAGUACAGUUUUGGAGAUUUAAACAUGAGACUUUCUUUAAAAUGUGGAGGGAUAUCAUUGUAAUACUAAAGGCAUAAUAAUUUUUUUACUUAUUUACUACUUGCUAGGUCAUAAAUGAUUUUGCCCAAACGCACCCUCCAGCUUAUUUUUGUUCCUUGAUUUUUCUUUAUUUUAUUCUGUCCAAAAUUCAUGAACAAACAAAAAGUAUAGAUGAAGAGAAAAAGUGUGAAAAUUAUCUUUUCAAAAAUAGUUUUCUAAUCUCUACUAAUUAAUAAAAUCUUCUUG